AUCGGAUGGUGUUUAUGAGCAAAACCAAGUGACACAAAAGAGGUGGAAGCCAAAAGAGGUAUAGUAGAGGAAGAGCUACAAACUUAACAGGUACAGCAGUAGCAGCAGCCAUGGCGAGCGCAGUGGCCUCCUCGCUCUCCUCGAUCGCUAGCACCAAGGCCACUAUCACGACGAACAGGAACAGGAAGGCCGGGGGAGUGAGCUCGGUGGUGAGGUGCCAAGCCAGCGAGAAAAAGGACGAAGUGAUCAAACGCAGGGCCAUGGUUGCGAGUGUGGGAGUGGCACUCUUGUCCAUGGUUGCCACUGGAGCUGCCAAGGCUAUUCCGCCGGUUCCAGAGGGCGAGCCAAAGCGCGGCACCAAGGAGGCCAUCAAGAAGUAUGCCAACAUUUGCCGAUCCAUGCCCACUGCUGCGGUGUGUCAUGGCUGAGCUCGAGCAAGCUCGAGUUCCAGCGUGCUACCAGAGCUUACUCAUUUGGGUUCUCCAGUGGUCUGGUCUAUGUAAAGAAAAAUUUCUUCCAUGUGCAAUUAAAUGGAAAGACUUUUACUGUGAAAAGGUAGUUAAGCAGUAAUGUUUAACUUAAUUACCUUUUGACUUAAUGCACUAUUUAAUUUGAUGAA
Molecule: messenger RNA, 619 nt
Organism: Selaginella moellendorffii
Lineage: Eukaryota; Viridiplantae; Streptophyta; Lycopodiopsida; Selaginellales; Selaginellaceae
Product: photosystem II 5 kDa protein, chloroplastic-like
Exons: 2
Coding region: 111-428 (105 amino acids)
Source: RefSeq, a predicted model, not a curated record